Messenger RNA from Python bivittatus (Burmese python), 8192 nucleotides. It is a transcript of the gene PDLIM4, whose product is annotated as PDZ and LIM domain 4. Gene Ontology annotation, biological process: actin cytoskeleton organization; heart development; muscle structure development. Gene Ontology annotation, cellular component: stress fiber; adherens junction; filamentous actin. NCBI's taxonomy places the organism in Eukaryota, Metazoa, Chordata, Lepidosauria, Squamata, Pythonidae. Gene Ontology annotation, molecular function: actin binding; muscle alpha-actinin binding. The record is from RefSeq and is a predicted model, not a curated record.
CUCCCCUGUGCGGGGAAGCCGAGAGACGUCAGGCCGGACCGGAGAUUAGCAGGCGCUUUAAGUGGAUUAGAAAGCAGCAGAGGAGAGGAGAGGAGAGGAGAGCGGAGAAGCUGGUGGAGUGGGCGCCGCUUUCGGGGUUGAUUUCAGCCGGCUGGCCAGGCGCGCUCUCGUUCCGCUUUCCUUUCUGGAUUGAAGAGCCCCGCCAUGCCCCAGACAGUGGCUCUGAACGGUCCUUCGCCAUGGGGGUUCCGCCUGGUUGGAGGCAAAGAUUUCAGCACUCCUCUGACUAUUUCCAGGAUAAAUCCCGGAAGUAAAGCUGCUCUUGCUAACCUUUGCCCAGGAGAUGUCAUUUUGUCAAUUAAUGGCGAUAGCACAGAAAAUAUGACACAUUUAGAAGCACAAAACAAGAUCAAAGCUUGUCUGGAUCAACUGAUACUGUCUGUGAACAGGGCUGAAGGCAAGGUUUGGUCACCUAAUACUUUAGAAGAUGGAAAAGCGCAAGCUUAUCGUGUCAGUGUAGAACCUGAAUCACAGGAUAAUGGACCUGCUCUGAACAGAAGACCCAUGGCCUUUUCACCCGGAGGAAGUCCAACAGACAAUAAGCAGAUCUUAAAUUUGCAAUAUAAUAAUCCUUCGCGUUUGUAUGCAAACAACAGUCCAGAUUCUAGUUUACCAUCACAGAUGAGUGGUCUCCAUAUCACAACUCCCCAAAGUGCUGAUCCUCUAAGGUCUCUACCAAGGAACAAAAAUGGAAUUGACACAGACUCAGAUGUGUACAAAAUGCUACAAGAUCAUGAAAGGCCUGUUUCAGAACCUAAGCAGUCAGGUUCCUUCCGGUAUCUGCAGGGCAUGUUGGAAGCCGGAGAGAAUGGUGAAAAGUACGACAAAGUGACCAGUCCAAGACAUAUCAAAUCUCCAGUCCCUAAACUGGGUGGGGCCAUGUCUACCUUGCAGGUGCUCCCCGAGUGCACCAGAUGUGGUAAUGGAAUUGUCGGCACAAUAGUGAAAGCCCGCGACAAGCUCUACCAUCCAGAAUGUUUCAUGUGUGACGACUGUGGCCUCAACCUGAAACAAAGAGGCUACUUCUUCAUCGAGGAACAACUCUACUGUGAGACGCAUGCCAAGGAAAGGGUUAAACCACCAGAAGGAUACGACGUGGUAGCUGUUUAUCCCAAUGCCAAAGUUGAACUUGUCUAAAUAAAUACUCGUAUUUCCCAGCGAGGUCAAAAGGUGGCACAGCCGUCCACAAGCACAGCCUCUGUUUUAAAGUUAUGGCUAUAAUCAACUCCAAUUACUCAACUCUCAGUAAAAUACCUUUCAGAGAUAAAAUGAGUUAUCCUUGGAACCUUAGGUGGAUAGUACUGGUUGCAGAAAGCCUUUGAAAAGAAUCGCUCCCCCCAUUUCUUUAUGACACUUUGCUUUUUGGUUGUUGUGCUGUUGGGUUUUUUUUUUAAUUGCAAAUAUUUGUUGUAGACCAUCCAAAAUCUAUGUAAAAAUAGAUGCUUUCUAAAAAGAACUUUUACAUAUACAACCAGUAUUUUUUUAAUUUUGUCCCAUUUAAAAAUAAGGCACUUUAAGAACUGACAGUUUAAAGCAUUGCAUUAAAUUUUACUUUUGUCAGUAAUAUAGAUAUGCCAUAAAUACUGCUUUGUGGCUUUCAGGGUAUAGAACACUGAGACCAUGUUUAUUAUUAUUUUUAAUAUAGUUAAACAGAGAAGUUCUCUUAUAAAUCCUUUUUCAAGUGCUGUUGUUAUAGUUGCUGCCUAUUGCUUAUUUUAGUUCUGCUUAGUACCUAGGAAACAAAUGCCCUUUUCUACUUGCAAAAAAGGCAAAAUCUUCUUUGAGUUGAUCUUCACUCCUGGUGACUUCAUACUUGGGUUACCAUAUCUAAGCAGCAAAAAUUUGGACAACCAUUAGAUGGCAGCAACACGCUAGAGGGUUCUGUAUCUUUUUCGUGCCAUGUAUUGGUUGACUGUUUUGCAGCCCAGAUUUUAUAGCCCUAUUCAUGGACAUGGACAUGUAGUUUUCUUAGCAAUAAUGCAAAAGUGGUUUCACACCUUUUCUGGAACAAUCAAAAUUUUAAAAAAACCCUUUUUGCCACACUCGUGACACAUGGCAGCAUUAACAGCUGGAGCUUUCUGCUGGGACUCAUUGCCUAACUGCCCUUUCAACUGUCUGAGAGAAAAUAUUAUUGGAAGCCUAUAGAUGACCCUCAGUUGGUUGAGAGCAGUGAUCUGGUUAAAGAUGAUUAGUGUGUUCUCAGGAUCUUCUAGAUCAUGUGAUGUCGACACUUGUAUUAAGAUCAAGAACUCUCAGAUGUAAAUUCUUCUGUGUAAACAUAACUGUGAGAAUGCACGUACAAAAAUCAGAUAUGACAGAAUCUUUACAUAUGAUACCAUCAGUCAAUCAAAACUUUAUUAUGGUCAGACCAGCGUAAACAUAUGAUACCAAUUUUCUUUCUUUUCUAUGAGAUACCAUGAUCUCUCUUGCUGUUAUUCCCUUGUAUCAAAUCACAUGGACAAUUAUUUCUACUACUUCCUCCUUUGCAUUUAAGCCACAAGAUUUUAUAUUGAAGCCUGAAAUAUAGAAUUCUUCUCAGAUACAGUUAAAUUGAAUUUGAAUAUUCAUCUCUAGAUGCAAAUAAUUUCAGUCAACAUAAAAUAAAAAAAUCCAGAUAACAAUAGGGCAAUGAUCACAAAGUUAUUUUUGACCUUGAGUUUUCAGAGCUGAAUUUACCUGGGUCACAUUGAAGUCCCCUCAUGUUUGAAUGAAUAACUUGAAUGAAAAAGUCCAUACAAUUAUAAGAAAAUUAAGCCUCAUUUCAGACAAAUAGACAUAGAGGAUGGAUAGGAUGGAUGGAUGGAUGGAUGGAUGGAUGGAUGGAUGGAUAGUAGAUAGAUAGAUAGAUAGAUAGAUAGAUAGAUAGAUAGAUAGAUAGAUAGACAGACAGACAGACAGACAGACAGACAGACAAAACAUUUAUUUCUUGAUAACAUAGGGUGAAACUUGUCCAGUGUGAAAGGUACAUUAUGCUUUAACAAGUAAAAUGUGGCAACAAUGAUGAAGAAAAAUAUGUGCUUUUAGUUAAAAUAUCGUUCUCUAUACCAUAUCUUCUGUAUUUUUAGGGUUCUCAUUUAAAGAAGCUUGACUGAGUUUAAUGAGAUUUUUUUCCAUCUGCAGUUGUUAUAAAUGCAUAUAUUAAAAAUCAUUUACUCAGCAAUCCAGAGUGAGUCCCAGACCCUGCAAGCCAUGCAAGCCAUAGAACGCUUAGAAGAAGCUUUCCCUCCAUCUUUUUUCCCUUUGCCCUCCAGCAGCAUCCUUCUGUUGUAAAGGGCCUGUGAUGUCCUCAUGGAUGCGAAGCUGCUGAUCCCCUGUCCUUGAAGUGCCUACAAAAUUCCAUUUGGUAGCAUUCUGCCCGCCACUGCUUGCAGGGGAAACAUUGAUGAUGUCCCAGAAGCAUCACCUCUGCUACAACCUAUUCUUAGCCAUCAGCAAUAAGUAAGGUAUCUUAGCAUUGCAUUGCUGUUUUUUUUUUUUAAUUUGCUGCCCAAUUAAACAGGAAUACCUUUUUUGGUUUAUAAAUAUGGAACUAGUCAAUUAGUUACUAAAGCAUUGCAACACUUAGUAUUUUCACAUUAACUCUAUUAUGUAAAGUUUCCCAUCAGGUGGGAAAUGUAUCAACAGGCCUAUUUGAAACUUUUUUUAGUAGCUUCCAAUUCUAAGGUAAGGGUUGCAGUUCUAUCACCAUUUAUCACCAAUUUUUAUGGUUUUCUGGCCUAGUGUUUGUGUUUGUCUCUUAGUGGAAUCAUACCAGUAAAUCAGGAAAGAUUUAUGUAUUAUUAUAGUUACCAAUAAUCAAGCAAUAUUGUCGCUGUUUCAUUUAUUGGUUGCCAACAGAGAACUAUUUCUUUUGCAAUAGUCGUGAGCAUUUACUCCAAUUCAGCUUAUUACUUUUGUUGAUCCUUAAGGCCCCAGGCAUGAUUAUACGGUUUUGUGGGUUACUCUUUGAAGUGCUCCGUGGAAUGCAUAUAGUAUGAACCUGCAAUUUUACAAAUUGCUGGGUACCUUUCAAUUCAAAAUUGGUACAUAAUGCUCUGGCCCUUGAAACUUAAUGGAUAAUUCACAACAUCUGGCUUUACCAAAGCGUCUUCCCAGUUUGUCUCACAUCUUCUGUCCUUUCAUUAUCAAGUGAGUUUGAUAAACAAGCAACCUUUCCUGACUCGUAAUUAGGAUUUUGCCUGGAGGGUGCAUUCCAGUGAGGUGGCAGACUGCCUACCCAUGGUCUUUGGAAAGUGCCUUAAACAGCCACCCUUAUUUCUAGGCUUAGAAAUAAGGGUGUUUUUACCAGAGUUGCUGGGUGAGCAAUUUACCUAUAUGCCUUGCGAUUUUUGAAAUCAAAAAAGUAAAGCCAGCCAUUAUUUUUAAUCAGAUACAAGAUCUGAUCAAAAGCAAGCUUGUUUUUCAUUAAAACUUUCUACUUGGAAAAAUUAUUUGAAGAAUUUGCAGCAUGAAUUCUUUAAUACAGUUUGAGAUACAAGUAUAUGUUUCAUUGUAAUAGUUUAGAAUAUGCAGACCUUGAUUCUAGUUUUCUUAAAACAUUUAUCAGUUUAAAAAUUGCUAAAGUCAAUCAUAUAUCAUUUUCAUUAUGCUUAUUUCAUUUCUCAAAUAGUUGCUGCAACAAAGCUGAAAUCUAAAAGGUGGACCUCUCUCUAUAUGCAUGUGUUAUAAUAAUCAUAUAGCUGCUUGACAAUGAAGAGAAAGCCUCAUAGGAAAGAAGCUUACUUGCAAACAAAUGAGCCCAGAUAUUUCUGGACUGGAAAGAGCAUCACAAACCUCAUGUAGUCAACUUUUUCUGUUAUGUGGUGAGACUUAGGUUUCUGAUAUACUAGGCUAUAGAUCAGUUGGCGGUGCUUUUUGUCCCCCAUGCGGCUUCAUUUCAAAGCCUGUUUUUCACCCUGCAGGUGUCUGCUGUCUACUUCAGAUAUGUUAUAAUAAUAUUGAAACAGGUGGCCCAUCUUGAAAAUUCAUAAAUAGUUUCAUUAGUCUUGAGCCGUGGGCAUUAUAAACUGCAUAAACUGAUUGUGUAGCUAUUAUUCAGUUAUCUGUUUUAGGGUUUACUAUAUGCAAAUAGCUUUACUGGCCAAGGAAUGAAACUUUCCUUAUCUUUUAUCUGCACAGAAGUUGUUAGCGAUCAAAAUUACUACAAAUUGUCUCUUGCUAGUUUCUGUUUAUGAAUUGACAACUCCUGGGGUAUUGAAAAUGGAGCCACCUUGCACAAGAAUAUUUUGUUACAAAUUCUUUCCUUCUAGCUGUGCCCCUUAUCCUAUACAAAAUUUGUCUUGCAGCAUAUUAUUAAAACCAGAAUGUGGUUUAUUGCCAGUUCAGUCAAAGGAUAAGAUUGUUUCUAUUUCUGUUGAGUGACUGUUCAACAAUACGGCAAAGCGUUUUAGAAAAACAGUGUGUAUGGAGUUUAAAUGUAUUAUGAGUCCACCUCAUUAUCAAAUGAAUUAUGACUUAGCAGCUAUUUCAUCACCACUACUGUAGCCUUAAGAGUUUUUCAUUAUAUCAUAGUCCGUCAUAUUCAUAAACUAUACGGCUGAUAAUAUAUUUCUCUUAUAUUCCCAGCCGUCAGGAUGCUGUGACAACUGUUUACUAGAUUUCUGUGCUCCUGAUCAUACAUUGAUUUCAGCACUGGUAUUUCUUCUUCAACCAAAACAAAAAAACAAAACAAAACAAGCAAAAAACCAGGGCAAAUCAACAGAUUGUAGCAUUAAGGGGGAAAUCUAUUGAGGUAUUUUGAUCAUGGAUCAUCCACUGAAGCCAGGGAUGACAAGUUCCCUUCCUUUCAGUCUUCCCCUGCCUAUCAAAUACUGAUCUGAGAGAAUCUCCCAACUCUCUGGAGUAGAUUUUGAGGAGAAAUUGGGAGUAGGGCUAUAAAAUAAAGGUAAAGAAAAAAAGGCCCUAUUAUGUGAACAAAAAUCUGCUUGGAUGACUUUGAACUUCACCCUUAGCAUAUGAUGUACCACUACUAACAAUAGAUAAGGUGAAGAUAAUUUUUUUCUUUUAUAAUACUGGACUGGACAUAAUCAGAGGUUCUCUGCAGAGAUGUCUUUUGAAGCAAUGAAUGAGCCAAUGAAUUAGUUAAGGCAUCUGCCUUUGGAUACCUUAUCUGACACAAGUAUAAAAAGACAAAGAAGCAAACAAUCAUAAAGACAUAAUAUUUUCUUUUAGUACAGAACAAACUUUUCUUGAAGGCUGAAGCAGAACUGAUGCCCAUGAGAAGAUAUCUAUGAAUGGAACAAACACCAAUGGCAAAACAUUGUGCAGUGAUCUAAGGCAGCCUUCCACGCUGGCCCCGCUGAUUAGGAAGUAUCAGAGUUUAAGUCCAAUAUAUCUGGGGGACCCUAAAUCCAGUAUUCUUUGGAGGCAAAGCUGAAAACAGCAGAAUGAGGAAUAUAAAAUCAGUUUGACAGAGGUGAUAGAUGGUGACCAAAAGGUGUCUCUUGGUCACCCUCUAUUCAAGCAGCUCACUCAUGACUUGGCUAAAUGAGGUUGCCAGGCCAUGGUACCAAUUCUCUCUGGAAUUGUGUUUGGUCCCCAUCUCUAUUUUAGAAAGGAUGUCAAAGCACACCCUUUUAACUUAGCUUUUUAUGUCUUUAAAGUCACCAUCUUACACACUUUUCUGGAAUUAAGUCCUGUGGAAUGCCAGAAGAGAAGAUUCAUUAAAAAAAAAAAAAUCCACUAUUGCUGGCUUAUUGUUUGCAUUGUUCUUUUUGUACUAUCCAGUAGGAGGCCAUGGCACUUACCUACUCAUAUUUUACACAAUAUUUGCAAUAGCAAUAAACACACAAACAUGAGGAAACAGUAAUAGUUUCCUAAUGUCAAACUAAUGCUGUUAAAGAUGACAGCUGAAAGAAUUUUGAAUAUUGUGAAAUAAUGUGAAUAAUAUCUGUUGAUUUAUUGCAUAUUAACCAAUGGUCUGGAAAAUCUCUUAGACGGGUUGUGGUCUUUCAGAAGUGCACUGGCUCCUGGAGAACUAUAGCCUCUUUCGUGUAUUUUUCUCAGGCUAUGCCUCGUUCACUACUUAUGCACUAUUCACAAAAUAUAUAUCCUUGUGUAUGUGUGUGUUCAUGUUAGAGGUGAAUAGCAAUUGCCCAGUGCAAGUGAUUGCACAGUAAUAUAUCCCCCUCCAAGAAGAUGGCUCCUCUUCAUCUAAAGCCUCUUCUCCUUGGAUGUAUCAGGGCAUGUUCAAGCAUAAAGUAGGCAGGCUAAUUAGGCCUGGCCUGCUUUGGGUCCAUUUUGCAGAAACUUCCAUGCUAGCAAAUCUCUGUCUUAGACAGAUCUGAAUGUUUUAAAUUCAAAUGGUACAGACUAUACUCAGUCACCAGAAGAAUUGCAGGGUUCAUACAACCCUGCAGCCAAAUUCACUGUGUGUGUGCAUAUUGCAGAUGCCAAUCAUGGCAUGGCAUAGUGCCCGAGCCUUAUGGAAUCCUAUGGAUUAAAGUUUAGUGCUGCAGAAGGUUUAAUUCGAGACCAGCAUGUACUGGAUGUAACAAAGACAGAAAUGUACAGGAGUUAUUUUGCUCUGCUUCAGUUGGCGUACUGAACAAGUCUGAUGCUGAUUAGGUCAGCCUUGGCCAUGGUCCUACAUAUGUUAGUUACUCAUCAAUUGAAUUACAGAAAACCACUUGCUGAUUUGAUUACUGCAAAAUGAAGCUGCUAGAAUUUUGACUGGAAGAAAAUACUGGGAUUGUGCAAAACCUUUAUUGCAUCAGCUACAGUACACUGGCUACCAGUGCAUUUCCACGUGCAAGUCAAGGUGCUGGUAAGAGCUUGUGACCUGAUGCCUGAAGCAUCAUCUCCCAUCCCCCCUUUGAUCUUGCCUGCCUUUUAUGACAGGCAAGUGUACUUAAUCUGUAUGUGCCUUUGCCUUCAGAGAUACCAUUAGCAACUGUCACAUCUGCCAUGUGGAAAUUCCUAUCGCAAGAAAUUAGGUAUAAAAAUUAUUCCUUUUUAUCUGUCUUUCUCCCAGCAAGUGAAGACGAUUAUUUUUAAACCAGCAUUUCACUCUGCUAUUGUACAAUUUCACUGAUCAAUACCUAGUCUGUGUAUGUCUCCUUUUGCUGCCACCUGUAAUUUGUUAUUGUGUAUUGUUUCUGUGCUUCUGAAAAUAAAAUAAUGCUCUUUGGAUG